This is a messenger RNA of Effrenium voratum, 3539 nucleotides long. The record is from the annotation of a GenBank genome assembly. NCBI's taxonomy places the organism in Eukaryota, Dinophyceae, Suessiales, Symbiodiniaceae.
ACAUGUGAUCGCUCUUCACGCGCCACCCUAUGCAAGCUUCACAUGCACGGACGUGUUGCUGGCCAGCCGUCAGGUGCCCGGCAGCGCUGAGAGGAGACGUUGCGGUCGAAAGGCCACGGAGGACCCAUGCCAGCCGGAGGCGCUGGGGACAUUUGCCAUGGCUGGUCCCGGCCUUCGCCUGGCAGCUGAAGCGGAGGAGGUCUGCGUGUUGGCUUGCAGCCAGUGCGCAUUCUGCGCAGCUAGACAGGACACAGGUCCCGUCGGGACCCGGAUGCCGGCUCUGGGGCUGCCGCUGUACCACAGCUUGGCGCCCGCAGGACCUGCCUGCUGCGAAGCAGCUGACUGCAUGGUGGCGCCGCCGCAGCGGCCAGCAGUUGGACAUCUACCAGGAGGAGCACCCGGACGGAUACCGCACGCGCGCGAAAUUGGCCGUGGGUCCUUCGCGCGAGGGGCCCGUGAUCGGCCUCUUCCAAAGAGGCACCUUCGAUGUGGCGAGGUGCUGCGGGUGCAGAGCCAAUCAUCCAGCCUUGGAUGCCGCCCUCAAGGUCUUGGAGGAUGUCCUUCGUGCACAUCCACAGGUCGAGGCCUUCCACCACGCGGAGUCCAGCGCCGAAAGUGCGGCGCUGCGGAACGUGGAGCUUACCGUGGAGCGGCCCACAGGCUUGGUGCAGCUGGUGCUGCUCUGGAACGGACGCCGCGGAGAUGAUGCACCUGAGCUGGGCACCUUGGUAGACAGCCUUUGGCCUGCUGGCUCGCAAAGUGACCGAUGGCACUCCAUCCUGGUCCACUGGCGAGAUCCUGAUCCUAGCCUCCUCCGGGAGAUGCGCUCCAAGCGCCGGGAUGCUUGGGAGCAACGCCGCCCGGCGACUCGGCGAGGCGUGGUGCGCGCCACGGUGUCCGAGCACCUGGAUGGCCUGCCCUUCUCCUUUGGCGCCAAGAGCUUUCGGCAGGCGAACCUUUUUGUCUACGAGCAGAUAUUGCGGGAUAUGAAGGCGCAGCUUCUGGCCGUGGCCGGCAAGGGCGCUCAGAUCCUGGAGCUCUGCGGCGGUGUGGGGGUCUUGGGCCUCAGCCUGGCCAAAAGCCUCGACGCCACGCUGCUGAGCACCGAUGUAAAUCCAGAGAGCGGCGAGCUCUUCAAAGUGAAUGCUGCGCGCCUGCUGCCCGCGGAGUCCUACGCCUUUGCCGCGCUCAGCGCAGAGCGGGCCCUGUGUGCCCAGCAGGUGGCAGGGCUGAAUGGGCGAGCCGCGGAGGUGCUGAUCCUGGACCCUCCGCGCCGGGGCUUGGGGUGCCAGACCUGGCGCAGCGGCCGGCCCGCGGGGCAGCAGGAGGCGGAGGCCAUCCGAAGCAGCACCGUACGCGUGGUGAUCUAUAUGAGCUGCGGACCCCGCAGCUUCAUGCAGGACGCCGAGCGUCUCACAUCUCCGGGCGCUACACCGGCGUUCCGCCUCACCUGGCUUAGGCUCUACGACAUGUUUCCUUUCACCGAGCAUAUCGAGACCCUGGGUAUAUUUGUGCGAGACGAGGUGUGCUCGGCCUCGGCCACCGGAACGGAGAUGACCUGGAAGCCAUGGGAGGAGAUGAGCUUUCUUCAAGAGGCUCCGGCUGAACGACUAGAGCGGGGGCGCUACCAGUGCCAGUUCCUGGUCGGCAUCGAAGACCCCGAGUUUCAGGUGGUGGGCCGAAUCCUCGGCCGCGGAGGCGCCAACAUGAAGCGUAUCGCAGGUAAGACCAACGCGAAGAUGCGGCUCAGAGGCCGGGGCUCUGGCUUCAAAGAAGCAGAUCUCGAUGGCCAGGAGUCUACCGAUCCCUUGAUGCUUUGCGUCAGCGCCCCUGAUGCAGAUUCUUACAGAGAAGCUGCUGAAGAGGUUCGCUCCCUUCUGCUGCAGGUCUACAAGGCCGCAAGUCGUGACGUAGCUCCUCUGCAAGUCCAUGAAGGGCCCAGGGAUCUCGACGAAAAAGGAAAGUGCCGGAACCCGCUGAAAGAGGGCUUUUUCGGGAGGCCCGACUAUGAGCCACUUCGACAGGAAAACCCCGAGGUGGCUCCAGAGCAGCAGCGCAUGGUAGGCACGUCAGACGUGGCAACUCGGGUGAAGAACUGCGAUUGCACCUUUGCAGAAGUGUGUGACGCAAUCGUGUCUGGCACGCUGACGGUGCUCAUGGCCUGCAUCAUCAUCCCAUUGGGCAUACCAGCUUUCCUGGUGGUGUUCACCUUGGCUGGCAUGGGCCAGGUUUAUGUCGCCUGCGGCGGAAGUGAGAAAGACUGGAGAUUGUUCGUGACGGGCGCAGACAAGCCCGACGAGAUCUCAGAAGAGUGCAACAGAGAUGUAGACGGCCGCACGGAGGCGCUGCGUGGCCAGGGCGCUUGCCCCAACUAUGCGCACCACGUGCGGAACAAUCACCCAGUCUUCGGCAUUUUCUGCUGCGACCGCGGGCAUCCGUUCAGCCCAGUGGAGCGGUUCGGGCUGCUUGUGCUGCUGGUCAGCUUUGGCUAUUUCAUGGCCGGCUUGAAAAUGAGCUUCGGAGGUUACCUGCACAAGAAUCACUACCACUGGAAUGAUAUGAACCUGACCUGGAUCUUAUUGGAUUGUUACUCCGUAGUGUGCAUCACGCUGCCCAGCAUGGCUCUGCAGACAACCCUGAAGUACUUUGCCUUGCUGGACUACAAGUAUAUCCUGAACAAGUAUGACUACUUCACGAAACAGCGCCGGGAGCGAUGCAAGGCAUUCUUAACGCAGUUUUGCCUGGACCGUGACCUGGGCCAGCCAAAGCCCUCGGCCAAGAAGCCAAAAGGCGGCGGCCUUUGGUCGCUCCUGGACUGCGACUGUUGCAAGAAGUGCUGCGAGAGCAUGGCAGUGUUCAAGGCUUGCCAGGAUGGCUGCGAGGAUGGCCACAACCAGGCGGUGAAUGGGAUCUUCGCCGGCCUCUUCGCAGGCUUGGCCUUCGCAGGCUCUUGCGCAUUCGUGAUCUUCGGCGUGCGGAUGGACAUGGACGCAUCGGAAGAUGUGUGGAGCACCUUCAUCCUUGGCAUCAGCCUGAACUUCUUUCUGCUGUGGUUCCUGCAGAGCUUUCUGAUAUUUCACGUGCGUUGGCUAUACCAGCAUUGGGAGGGACGGAGGUGGAAGGUCUUGAACCAGACUAUCCCUCCGGUGCCCGAGUGCUGGUUGGAGCUGGAGCAUUGCUUCCGUGCCAUGGAUGCGGAUGGCGAUGGCUUCGUCAGCAAGGAAGAUGCCUCUCGAUUGGUGAGGCUCCAUUUGUCUCAGGACCUCAAAGAGGAGAGCUGGGACAAGCUCCUCGCGGAGUUGGACCGAGACCAAGAUGCGAAGCUGUCCCUUGAGGAGGUGGAAGCCAUCAGGUAGGUGCAGGCUGCACGGCGGCACUGAUGCAUGCGGUGCUGAAGCGCAGCUGGUAGCAGCAUGCAAAGGGGAAUGCAAGCCAGCAAUGCUAUGGUCCGGGACAUUGCCUGGCUGUUUAGUCCGACUAGGCAGCAGGGAGAUGUUAGUUUACUGGGGAUGGUCUCGACCUGAUGCUUCUGCGUUUCU